Molecule: messenger RNA, 1215 nt
Organism: Lasiosphaeria miniovina
Lineage: Eukaryota; Fungi; Ascomycota; Sordariomycetes; Sordariales; Lasiosphaeriaceae
Product: glycoside hydrolase family 18 protein
Exons: 2
Coding region: 1-1215 (404 amino acids)
Biological process (GO): chitin catabolic process; carbohydrate metabolic process
Cellular component (GO): extracellular region
Molecular function (GO): chitin binding; chitinase activity
Source: RefSeq, a predicted model, not a curated record
AUGGGCGGCGCAGGGGGCUACCGCUCCGUGGCGUACUUUGUCAACUGGGCCAUCUACGCGCGGGGCCACCGGCCGCAGGAGCUGCCAGUGGAGAAGUUGACGCACGUGCUGUACGCGUUCGCCAACGUGCGCGGGGAGGGGGCUGGGGCCGAGGUGUUCCUGACUGACUCGUGGGCCGACACGGACAUCCACUGGGACGGCGACAGCUGGAACGACAGCGGCACCAACUUGUACGGCUGCCUCAAGCAGCUCAACCUGCUCAAGCGCCGCAACCGCAACCUUAAGGUUCUGCUGUCCAUCGGCGGCUGGACCUACAGCAGCGCCUUCGCCGCGCCCGCCUCCACCCCGGCCGGGCGCGCCGCUUUUGCCGCGAGCGCCGUGCAGUUGGUCGCGCAGCUCGGAUUCGACGGGCUGGACAUUGACUGGGAGUAUCCGCAGUCGGCGGACGAGGCGGCGAACCUGGUGGCGCUGCUGGAGGAGUGCCGGGGGGCGCUGGACCGGUACGCGGCGUCCGUUGCACCAGCUGGCACGGCACCGUACCACUUCGAGCUGACGGUGGCGUGCCCGGCGGGGCCCAAGAACUACGAGAGGCUGGACCUGGCGGCGAUGGACCGGGUACUUGAUUUUUGGAACCUGAUGGCGUACGACUACGCGGGGUCGUGGGACAGCGUGGCGGGCCACCAGGCGAACCUGUUCCCGUGCGCGUCGAACCCGGCGUCGACGCCCUUUAGCACUGUCGCUGCUGUCGACUACUACGCCGCGCACGGCGUGGCGCCUGACAAGAUCGUCCUGGGCAUGCCGCUGUACGGGCGCGCGUUCGAGAACACGGACGGCCUCGGCAAGCCCUACCAGGGCGUCGGCCAGGGCACCUGGGAAGCGGGCGUGUACGACUACAAGAAGCUGCCGCACGAGGGCGCCGCGGAGCACUACGACGAAGAGUCGGGCGCGAGCUACUCGUACCAUACCGGGACCAGGACUCUGGUGAGCUAUGACACGGUCCGCAUGGCGCGGCAGAAGGCUGAGUAUAUCAAGAGCCGGGGGCUGGGCGGCGGCAUGUGGUGGGAGAGCAGCGCCGACAAAGCAGGACCCGAGAGCCUGAUUGGCAAUGUUGUGGACGUGUUGGGCGGGCCGCAGUCGUUUCAACACUUGGACAAUUGCAUAUCGUACCCAAACACAAAGUACGACAACCUGAAGAACGGGUUUCCCAGCAAUUAG